CAGGUUGGUGAGGAUCAGGGUUCAGCAGAUGGGGAGGCGUGGGGGAAUGAUGACUCUGGGGCAUGGCCAUGGUGCUCAUGUCAGCGGGAUUGAGAGUCGGGUCGAAGAGAGGCGAGUUGAAGUGAUCCCCUUGGCCUGGACUAUUGGCUGGAGGAAACAGAGAGAAAUCGUUGCCAGCAAAGGUCGGGUCGAGGAAGGCCUGGCUGGCUUGAUUGCCGGCAAAGCCUGUCGGGUCGUUCAGGCUGGUCUGUCCGAAUGACUGACCAGGCUGCUGGCUGUUGAGGAAGCUACUGCUGUUGUUAAAGGCUGUGAAGUCGGGAUUGGAGGACGUGGCUGCUCCGGCGAAGCUUGGGUGGCAGAUUGAUCAAGACCCGAGACCGAGACCGAUGGAGGGGCUCAUUUCUGGGGCCGGGAUACGGAGCGGGGGACGUA
Verticillium alfalfae VaMs.102 is the source of this 432-nucleotide messenger RNA. RefSeq lists its product as hypothetical. NCBI's taxonomy places the organism in Eukaryota, Fungi, Ascomycota, Sordariomycetes, Glomerellales, Plectosphaerellaceae. The transcript has a single exon. The coding region runs from base 47 to 259 and encodes 70 amino acids. The record is from RefSeq and is a predicted model, not a curated record.